Messenger RNA from Anoplopoma fimbria (sablefish), 1142 nucleotides. Its product is annotated as zinc-binding protein A33-like. The transcript has 3 exons. Gene Ontology annotation, molecular function: protein binding. The coding region runs from base 16 to 663 and encodes 215 amino acids. The record is from RefSeq and is a predicted model, not a curated record. Lineage: Eukaryota; Metazoa; Chordata; Actinopteri; Perciformes; Anoplopomatidae.
CUGGGGUCUGUCUCAAUGCUAGGACUGCAAAAUGAGAAGAACCAACUUGAGGAUAGUGUACGAGAUCUUCAAAACAACACUGAUGUGGAAGAAAAUACAAUCCAUGCCAGGAGGAUCACCUUGGAUCCAAACACAGCGCACCCAAGAAUACGUCUGUCAGCACAUAACACUAUGAUGAUCACUUCCAGGGAAGUGCAAGACGUCCCCGACCAUCCAGGCCGGUUUGAUGUGGAUCUUGCUGUAGUUGGCACAUCUGGCUUCUCAACUGGCAGACAUUACUGGGAGGUGUCUGUAGCUGGGAGGCUUUGUUACCACCUUGGGGUGGCCAGUGAAUCUUCUAAAAGAAAGGGAGCAAUAAUGUACAAUCCGACAAAUGGUUUCUGGACCAUAGUCCUAAACAGACAGGGUCAGUACAAAGCUGUCGAUAAUAGUUUGGUUGUUAUUCCGGUUCAGACGCAACCUCUUAUACUUGGAAUUCUGCUGGACUACAAACAGGGAAAGAUCUCAUUCUUCGACGCUGGUGCCAGGACUCAUAUGUACUCAUUUGUAGGUCAAAGGUUUACUGACAAAAUCUAUCCAUUUAUCAAUUUUUGUGUUGAUGAUGUUGAAAGUCAGACACCAAUCGUGUCACUUUCUCCAAGAUCGCCCGACUGGAUAAAAUAGAGAACAGGGCAAGUUAUGUUUUGUUCUGUGUCAAAUCUUAGACAUGCAUCUCAUUUAAGGGUUUCUCAGUAGGUCAAAAAACAAUCCCUUGAGUAGUUCUCAUACAUAUUUUGGUUAUUUCUGCUGCUAAAUGUAAAAAAACAAAAAACAAAUGUACAAUGAUGAUUUUUUUUAUUAUAAGAUAAUUUGUCCUCUUGUCCAUGUAAUUCCAGGAGUUUCAAUCACUAGGCCCAGUACAGCUAAAUUAACCAUUUAGUCAAGUUAAUUAUGUUACUGCCAGAUUUAAAACCUGUUCAUUACAAUUUCACACCUUUUGGUCAAGAGAUGGUAGAGCUUCACCCAUGAUAGAAGCAAAAGUAGUGUGUGAUGCUGCCCUGGAGAAACAGGUGUAUGAAACUGAAUAAAAACAGUUUAUAUUGAAUAAACACUUGUUCUUACAAUGAAUUCUUCACAGUCACACAAACAUGUCUCUUAAGAGA